AUGCAUCAUCUGGACUUUGGCAGACAUUCCGACGGCGGACCCGGUAUUGGUGGUGGAUCUAUCGCACUCGGCAUUCACGGCGGCUCCAAUAUGGGUAUCACGUCCCCGUACGACGCACUACAUACGGUGGCCACCAGUGUCGCCGCUGACAUGGCUGUCGAUUUCCAUCAUCAUUACACCCCGACGGAGUACUGGAACUCGACGCCGUACAAAAAUGGUUCCACCCCAAUGAAGGAAAUCGAAGCCUGCCUGCAGAACGCAAACAAAAGCCAAUACAAUCCUCUGGAGCAAGUCGAGCAGCUCAGCAUCAAUUGUGAUAGUGAUAGUCUUCAUAGCAACAGUAGUAUUCUAACAAAUACCAACAAUAAUAACUCGUUAAGUAGCAAUAAAAAUCUCAACGGCACCGAGGGCAGCGCCUCGGGGGGUAAAAGUAGCUCCACCGGCGGUGCCGGCAGUCCGAACGGUAACGUUAAUGGAAUUGCCAGCAAAACGCUAUCGAAUAACAGCAAAAAAUCGAACACCGCCGACGAUAAACCUUAUCAUCCAUCGCUCGCCAGCGUCAUGGUCAUGCUGGAGGGUAAACAUUUAUGGGAUAAAUUCCACGAACAGGGCACCGAAAUGAUCGUAACCAAGGCCGGCCGGCGGAUGUUUCCCACCUUUCAAGUAAAGGUUGUUGGUCUGGAGCUUACCGCGGAAUACCUCAUGAUAAUGGAUUUCGUUCCGCUGGAUGAUAAACGCUAUCGAUAUGCUUUCCACACUUCCAGUUGGGUAGUGGCCGGCAAAGCAGACCCCGUUUCGCCACCCCGGAUAAGCGUUCAUCCCGAUUCACCCGCCACCGGUGCCACCUGGAUGAAGCAAACUAUUUCGUUCGACAAGCUAAAACUGACCAACAAUCAGUUAGACGAUAAUGGACAUAUCAUCCUCAACUCGAUGCAUCGGUACCAGCCGCGGCUUCAUGUUUGUCACUUUUCCCGCACAAACAGCCACGGCGCUGUCAAAGACGAAAAAGACAGGUUGACCCAUCGGACGUUCAUCUUUCCAGAAACAUCAUUCACCGCGGUCACGGCCUACCAGAAUCAGCGGGUUACGCAGUUGAAAAUAGUUAGUAACCCUUUCGCCAAAGGCUUCCGAGACAACGAAACUAAUGAAGACUCUCAGGACAGGAUUACAUCUAUAAAUGAUCGAAUGAAAAAUGAUCGUGGAAACACAGGUUAUAAAAAGGAAUCCGAAACAGCAAAUACAGCUUCGAUGACAACAACGGCGGUAACGCCGAUGACAGGUCCCGCAAUAUCCCCCAGUUCUACUGGCAGCAACGGUGGAACACCUACAACCAACGGAGGCGGAUCGAGUGGUCUCACUAGCGGAUCUGGCAUGUUCCAGGCUGCCUUAGUAAGUCCGUCAACAGGUCUGUCGCCGUAUGCUAUCAGUCCGCACACCAAUCCGACAAUACUAGGCCAGCCAUACGCAACGGAACCGAGCGGUUUCGGUCCGAUUUAUCAUCAUCAUCAUCACCAUCAUCACGGUCACAGUCCGCUAUCAACGCACCACGCAACCUAUAUGAGUUCCUUUGACAAGUACGAUAAAUACAAAAUGGCAUCGACAACUCCGCCACAUCACACCAACCAUCCGGUAUCGGCCACACCCACCUACAGCAGUCAUUAUCAAGGAUUCUACGGAACACCCACCAGCACUCAUCAUCAGCUGAUGAGACAGAACAAUAGUUGUAUAGACUAUGUGCAGAGAUAA
Sabethes cyaneus is the source of this 1746-nucleotide messenger RNA. RefSeq names its product T-box transcription factor TBX1-A (gene org-1). The coding region runs from base 1 to 1746 and encodes 581 amino acids. Gene Ontology annotation, cellular component: nucleus. Gene Ontology annotation, molecular function: RNA polymerase II cis-regulatory region sequence-specific DNA binding; DNA-binding transcription factor activity, RNA polymerase II-specific. The record is from RefSeq and is a predicted model, not a curated record. The transcript has 7 exons. Gene Ontology annotation, biological process: regulation of transcription by RNA polymerase II; cell fate specification; positive regulation of DNA-templated transcription. Lineage: Eukaryota; Metazoa; Arthropoda; Insecta; Diptera; Culicidae.